This is a messenger RNA of Indicator indicator, 3623 nucleotides long. RefSeq names its product TYRO3 protein tyrosine kinase (gene TYRO3). Lineage: Eukaryota; Metazoa; Chordata; Aves; Piciformes; Indicatoridae. Gene Ontology annotation, cellular component: signaling receptor complex. Bases 1 to 2619 code for a protein of 872 amino acids. The record is from RefSeq and is a predicted model, not a curated record. Gene Ontology annotation, molecular function: protein binding; ATP binding; transmembrane receptor protein tyrosine kinase activity. Gene Ontology annotation, biological process: nervous system development; phagocytosis; cell surface receptor protein tyrosine kinase signaling pathway. The transcript has 19 exons.
AUGGAGCUGAAGCGGAGCAUGGCGAUUCCGCGGCUCCUUUUGCUGGGACUGUGGGCUGCGGCACUUCGGGACGUCGCCGCUGUGGCAGGUAUGAAAUUUACAGGACCUCCAAUCAAAUUAAAGGUGUCCCAGGGUCAACCCGUGAAACUAAAUUGCAGCCUGGAGGGAAUGGAAGAUCCCGAGAUGUUGUGGAUCAAGGACGGAGCAGUGGUGCAAAGCAUAGACCAGGUGUACAUUCCAGUAGAUGAAGAACACUGGAUCGGCUUCCUCAGCUUGAAAUCCGUCGAGCGGACAGAUUCUGGGAAGUACUGGUGCGAGGUUGAGAACGGGGGGAAGAAGGAAGAAUCACAGCAAGUGUGGCUCAUAGUGGAAGGUGUGCCCUACUUUACUGUGGAACCUGAGGAUGUGUCUGUGUCCCCUAAUGCCCCAUUUCAUAUGACCUGUGCUGCUGUUGGUCCCCCUGAACCAGUGACAAUUGUCUGGUGGAUGGGAGACACUAGAGUGGGGCAUCCAGACAUCUCUCCCUCCAUCUUAAAUGUGUCAGGUAUUAAUCAAAGCACAGUUUUCUCCUGCGAAGCGCACAACAUUAAGGGAUUGUCUUCAUCUCGGACAGCCACUGUUCAAAUUAAAGCCAUGCCUCUCCCGCCUCUCAAUGUAACUGUGAGCCAGGUCACCAGCAGCAAUGCCAGCGUGGCCUGGGUGCCAGGAUUCGAUGGUCAUGCACCCCUCCAUUCUUGCACUCUUCAGGUAGCUGAAUCACCAGAUGACCAGGAGGUCUCCACUGAAGUCACCCCAGUGCCACCCUUUGCCUACAGCGUGCAAGGCCUGAAGCAUUCCACCAACUACAGCGUUCGUGUGCAGUGCAGCAAUGAGAUGGGCAGCUCUGCUUUCACUGACAGGGUUUAUUUCCAGACCCUGGAACUUGCUCCAAGCAGCACCCCACAAAAUAUCCAUGUUAUCCAAAGAGAUCCUGGUCUGAUUUUGGAAUGGGAAGGUGUGGCGCCGGAUAUGCUGAAGGAAAACGUCCUGGGAUACAGGCUGGAGUGGAUUCAGGAUAAUGUAACUCAGGGGGAGAUGAUUGUACAGGAGACAAAAGCUAAUCUCACAACAUGGAAUCCUCUCAAAGACCUCAUCAUCAGGGUGUGUGUGCUGAACUCUGCAGGAUGUGGGCCCUGGAGUGACCUCUUCCUUCUUGAAGCUCAAGAGGUCAUGGGUGGCCAGAGACAACCUCCUUAUGGGACGUCCUGGGUUCCUGUGGCGUUGGGCAUUCUCACAGCUCUGGUCACAGCUGUUGCCCUGGCUCUUAUUCUCCUUCGAAAAAGAAGAAAGGAAACUCGGUUUGGCCAUGCCUUUGGCAGUGUGGUUGGCAGAGUGGAUCCAGCAGUCCAUUUCAGAGCUGCCAGAUCUUUCAACAGGGAGGGCCCAGAACUCAUUGAAGCAACUUUGGAGAGUGUAGGGAUCAGUGAUGAGCUGAAGACGAAACUCAAAGAUGUCCUAAUCCAGGAACAGCAGUUCACCUUGGGAAGAAUGCUGGGCAAGGGGGAGUUUGGGUCAGUUCGAGAGGCACUACUGAAGCUAGAUGAUGGCUCUUUCCAGAAAGUGGCAGUGAAGAUGCUGAAAGCGGACAUCUUUACUUCGACUGACAUCGAGGAGUUCCUGCGAGAGGCUGCCUGUAUGAAGGAGUUUGACCACCCACAUGUCACUAAAUUAAUUGGAGUCAGCCUGCGGAGCCGUCCCAAGGGCCGUCUCCCAAUCCCCAUGGUGAUCCUGCCCUUCAUGAAGCACGGAGACCUUCAUGCUUUUCUGCUGAUGUCACGGAUUGGGGAAAACCCUUUUAACUUGCCUGUUCAGACACUCCUCAAGUUUAUGAUUGACAUUGCCAGUGGGAUGGAGUACUUGAGCUCAAAAAAUUUCAUACACAGGGACCUUGCAGCUCGGAACUGCAUGUUGGAUGAGAACAUGAAUGUGAGUGUUGCAGACUUUGGGCUUUCUAAGAAAAUCUACAGUGGAGACUAUUACCGUCAGGGCUGUGCCUCCAAGCUGCCAGUGAAGUGGCUUGCUCUGGAAAGCCUGGCAGAUAAUCUGUACACGACACACAGUGAUGUGUGGGCGUUUGGGGUGACCAUGUGGGAGAUUGUGACCCGAGGGCAAACCCCUUAUGCUGGCAUUGAGAAUGCAGAAAUCUACAACUACCUCAUCAGUGGGAACAGGCUGAAGCAGCCACCGGAGUGCCUGGAAGAUGUCUAUGAUCUCAUGUGCAGAUGUUGGCAUCCCGAGCCCAAGCUACGCCCCAGCUUUGGAUUGCUUCGGUCGCAGCUGGAAAUGAUUCGGGGGAGGAUGUCCACACUCUCCUGCAGUCAAGAUCCUCUCUAUGUCAACAUUGGGAGGGACAAAGAGGCGUCUGCGAGUGACCCUGCCCUGCACGCCUCCUUUGGAAACACGGACGGUGAAGAGACCAUUGCUGCAGCAGCUGCUGCUGUCACAAGUGACUAUCGCUACAUCAUGAGCCCCUUGUGCCUUGGAGAUGAUGCUGAGGGUGAAAAGCAUCCAGAUGGGCAGGAAGGGGAGGACAAAAGCCUUCUGUAUGAGCUGGAAACAGAAGGAGAGAAAAGUUGUUAGCCUGUACAUAGCAGUGACACUCUGCUUCCCUGGGAUGGGAUGUGUGUAGCCACGGUGCUGUGUCACCUGGGGCUCUAAUGCUGGAUCUGGAAUGGCUUUGAACAGCACUGAUCAGAGCUGUUGGGCAGCUUUUGUAGCUCUCACCAUCUGUGUUAGCUGCAGUGGCGGACAUCUUGAAAGGACUGCAGCCCCAGCAACCCCUUGGAUUUGGGGGAGGGGAGCAGUAGAGUUACAAGUUGGUUGCAUCCCGCUGAAAGGAGUUCAGAGCUAAGGUGGACAGUCAGUUUAUGCUCUGCUCCUUCUCAAUGACUGCUGGGGCAGAGCUGAAUUCACCUUCUGUUCAGUCAGUGCUUGCUCUUGUGUAGAUGUUGUCUUCGAUCCUGGCUGCGUGACUUUGGGACUAGUACCUCCAAAAACACUAGUGGGUGCUUACUGUGUCAUUCAGGACAAGAGGGCAAAAUUCCCCUUGUGUUCACUCAGCAGUACUGCCUAGACUUGUUGCCUACCUCAGUGGUUCUCAAACUGAUCUGCAGAUCUGCUUCUACCCAGCACUGAAUUUGAACAGCUGGCUUAUUUUAUGCAGUGACACUUGCUGCUUCCUCAGUCCAGGACUCUUCUAAGAGGCUCAGAAUUUUUGCUGAGUGAUGAAAUUAGAGAAAAUUAAAAUCUAGCAUCCCUCUUCACCUCACAUACCUCUUUUAUGUCUUUCGUUUUAUUCUGUUUGAUGCCAAUUCAGGCCUGAUCAGACUUGCAGCUGGCAUUAAAAUGCAAAGGGAGGGGGAGCAGCUGGCAUACGUGAGGACAGAAUCCAACUUCAAAGGGAUGGAAAGGAAACAGUAUAGAGAGGACUUAACAGUAGUAUGGGGAAACAGUGCUAAUUAAUGCUGAGUGCUGCCCUCUGGGAGAGGAAGGAGGUGGAAUGGCAGACUUGCUUCAGUUUCAGCAGGAGCAGGAUUCAGCAUUUGCUUUAAAAUAGGAUUUGUUUAGUCUUCCUCUUUUAACAG